Molecule: messenger RNA, 1563 nt
Organism: Triticum aestivum (bread wheat)
Lineage: Eukaryota; Viridiplantae; Streptophyta; Magnoliopsida; Poales; Poaceae
Product: stomatal closure-related actin-binding protein 1-like
Exons: 9
Coding region: 886-1311 (141 amino acids)
Biological process (GO): regulation of stomatal movement; actin filament organization
Molecular function (GO): actin binding
Source: RefSeq, a predicted model, not a curated record
CCACUGCCGCCUCACAUUCUUCUCUGGAUAGUUCCCCACCACUGCCUCACAAUCUCCUCCGUUCCCCAUUCUCUCCACCACAACCAGCGCUCCCUGGUCAGGCCGCCCCCUCCCCUUCGUCACCACCGCCGGCGCUCCCUGGUCAGGCUGCCCUCCCCUUCGUCACCAGCAUCGCCGCUCCCUAGCAGGCCGCCCCUCCCCUUCGAAUCAGAUCACAGAAGUGGCCGAGGAGGUCCUCGAGCUCGGCAUGCUCGCGCCAGUGCUAGGCGCCGUUGGAUGCGGACGCGGAGGCUCGGGACUUGCACGCCCUACUCUACCCUGUUCCUUCCAAUCCGGCCCCGAAGUGCUCGAGGAGGCGCUCGAGGUCGGCAUGCUCACCGGCGACGCUGGGUCCCUCCAUCCUCCUGGUUCCCUCGCCAUCGCCAACAUGAGCCUCUCCACCCUCUCCCGCGCGAUCGUCCAGGUCCAGAGUUCACAUGAUGCAGUAUCUUUUUGAAAGAUGAUACAUUAUCUUCAUAAAAGAAAGGAAGUUGGAGGAGUUAUUAUUGAAGAGGGAUUCAGUGACUUCCCGAAGGAGAAGAAGGAGGUGCGGAAAGAGGAUGGGAGCAACAAAUCUGAAUCAAAGAGGGUGAGAAUUACUUAUCGAUGACUCGGGCAUCAACUCUUGAUUUUCGGCGGAAGACACAGGGUCAGAACAACUGGUCUGGGCCGUUGCGCCUAGUAAAUGUCAUCAGAAAUAAAUUCCCUACCUACAAGAAUGGUACGAAUGGGAUAGUCAUCAAAUUUGCUGAUGAGCCAGAAACGCCAUGACUUAAGGAGUCUGUUGCCAAAGAGACAGCAGAUCUGCUUGAUCGGCGUCAGCGUCUUUCAGUCCGCGAGCUCGCAAUGAAAUUUGAGAAGGGCCUCAGUACUGCCACAUUAUUAUCUAAUGAGGUUAAAUGUAAACAAGUGGCUUUAUUGGAGCGAGACAUCCUUCUGAAGAAUCUAAAGAGUGUAUUGGAGUCACUGAGAGGACAAGUAGCUGGCAAAUAUAAGGAUGAAUUUGAGGAAUCAGUAUCUAUGGUGGAUAUUUUAGCAGUUCAGCUGUCCAAAAGAGAAAAUGAGUUGCUUCAGCAGAAAACCGAGGUCAUGAGAAUAGCGACUUCACUGAAACUGGCUUCUGAAGAUGCUAGGAGAAUUGUUGACGAAGAACGAACUAAUGCACGCAUGGAGAUUGAAAAUGCUAGAGCUGCUGUACAAAGAGUUCAAAAAGUACUUCAAGAGAAAGAGAACAGUUCACAAAGAAUUGGAAAGCAGAAGAGGAAGAUCUAGAAAUUUGCAUACCUAGAGGAACUCACCUUCUUGAUGCCCCUUGCUUACAGAAGGUACUCCUCGGGAAUUUGUCCUCCAAGUCUGGGUAUUUUGAUCCUUUGAUAUCUGUGAUGGGGGAAGGGAGAGUAAGGAGGGGGAUGAGGGAUGGCACAUGAGGUUAACAUAUAUAGGUCGACAUCGACUGAGUACGAGCGGCCGUAGGUCACAAGGGGGCGUGGAACUGCUGCAGCCCAUCUGUGACAGAUCAUACUC